Amoebophrya sp. A25 is the source of this 873-nucleotide messenger RNA. The record is from the annotation of a GenBank genome assembly. NCBI's taxonomy places the organism in Eukaryota, Dinophyceae, Syndiniales, Amoebophryaceae.
GUUAAAGGGCAGCAGCAGGCAAAGCAAAAAAUCGAGAUUCAAUUAUGAAUGGUUAACAUUGAAUAUCCGUUUACUCUGAUGGCGCGUCAUGCCUAUACGCUUACCUUGUCGCAGGUGAGCCAACUCCUAUCCAUUCACAUUGAUGAAUAUCCAAAUGUGUGGUCUCAGGAGCAUCAUCUUCUUUUUACUCUUUUGAUGUUGUUCCAAUUGAAUUUUGAAAAUCAACGUACUAUCAGAUCUAAUUUAAGUCGAAUUUUCAACAAGUUGCUAUUUCGAAAGAGGAUCUGAAUGAUCCCACGAUGGCUGGUGAGAUCCGGAAGAAGGCGAUUGUAGAAGUCCUCUCUUGGCAACUUGGAGAAGAGGCAAAUCGUUUAGAAGCGAAGUAUGUGGAUUUAAGGCAGUAAAGUGAUAACGAAUGACUAUAAGUACUUAACUGUGGAUUUUGGAUUUUAGGCAACUUCUAAAAUAAGCUGGAAACGUCUACUGAAUGUUGUAUUUUCACUGGUCUGGUGACUCUAUCAAGGAGAGCAGCACAGAGAAGUGGAGUAAUUUUUAUUUUUUUGUCUCUUGGUACUACGAGUCAGAACAAGAAAUAGAGUAAUCGUUCUAUCAUGCAGCAAACGGAUACAAUUAUUACAACUUUUUUAGUUCGCUGUACUACGAUUAAUUUUUCUGAGUGACAAUGAGUAAAAGUACGAAGUCUUAGGAUCGGUCGUCCUCUAAGGAGUGUGCAGGUGGUGGGGCGAAGAGAAGCUUCGAAGCGGUGGUGGGAGUUCGUGUAUGACGAGAAGCACUACGAGGCAGAAGAGCGCUACGAGGCAGAAGAACGAGUGGCGAAAAACAUGGAAGAGCUCUUAUUGAAGUCGAAGUCUU